Messenger RNA from Gracilinanus agilis (Agile Gracile Mouse Opossum), 936 nucleotides. Its product is annotated as olfactory receptor 10J4-like. Gene Ontology annotation, molecular function: olfactory receptor activity; G protein-coupled receptor activity. Gene Ontology annotation, biological process: G protein-coupled receptor signaling pathway. The transcript has a single exon. The record is from RefSeq and is a predicted model, not a curated record. Lineage: Eukaryota; Metazoa; Chordata; Mammalia; Didelphimorphia; Didelphidae. Bases 1 to 936 code for a protein of 311 amino acids. Gene Ontology annotation, cellular component: membrane.
AUGCCAAAUUUUACAGCUAUAAGUGAGUUCACCUUUGAGGGGUUCUCCAGCUUCAAGCAGCAGCACCGGAUCAUUCUUUUUGUGAUCUUUCUGGGUCUGUAUUUGCUGACUCUGGCUGGCAAUGGCAUAAUUGUGACUAUCAUCCGCCUUAACCGUCACCUCCACAUACCUAUGUAUUUCUUCUUGAGUGUGUUGUCAAUCUCUGAGACAUGCUACACUUUGGCCAUCAUUCCUCGUACACUGUUUGGCCUCCUCAGCCCAUACCAACCCAUUGCCAUCCCAGAAUGUGCCACACAGCUCUUCUUCUAUCUCACCUUUGGCAUCAACAACUGUUUCUUGCUCACUGUCAUGGGUUAUGAUCGCUAUGUGGCCAUCUGUAAACCUCUGAGGUAUACAGUCAUCAUGGGGAAAAAGGCAUGUAUUCAGUUAGCAUGUGGGUCAUGGGGAAUUGGUCUUGGAAUGGCCAUUAUUCAAGUAACAUCUGUCUUUAGCCUCCCUUUCUGUGAUGCCAGCAUCAUCUCCCACUUUUUCUGUGAUGUCCGGCCCCUCCUAAAGCUAGCCUGUGCCAACACCAUUGUCAAUGAGAUCAUUAAUUUUAUUGUUAGUGUGUGUGUUCUUGUAUUACCCAUGGGCUUGAUCUUUAUCUCCUAUGUUCUCAACAUUUCUACUAUCCUUAAGAUUGCCUCAUCUGAGGGGAGGUGGAAGACCUUUGCUACAUGUGGCUCCCACCUAACUGUGGUCAUCAUCCACUAUGGCUGUGCUUCCAUUAUCUAUCUCAAACCCAAGUCACAGAGCUCUCUUGAGCAAGACAGACUUAUUUCAGCAGCCUACACUGUCCUUACUCCAUUGCUGAACCCUGUUGUAUAUACCCUAAGGAACAAGGAAGUCAAAGAUGCCCUGCGCCGAGCUCUGGGCAAGAAACCCCUCUCCUCUUAG